Molecule: messenger RNA, 291 nt
Organism: Echinococcus granulosus
Lineage: Eukaryota; Metazoa; Platyhelminthes; Cestoda; Cyclophyllidea; Taeniidae
Exons: 3
Coding region: 1-291 (96 amino acids)
Source: RefSeq, a predicted model, not a curated record
AUGGAAAAUUUACUUUUUUUGCUUUGGUCAACAUUUGAUAAGAGUGUUAAGCAAAUUUUUGCAAUUUCACACUUGAGAGCUUCUGCUUUCACGAGAAUUCUUCCCUAUGCAAAUUCAUUAUUCUGCCUUUCCUUCCUGGAGUAUCAGUGGGUACAAAAUCCAGUUUUACGAUGCAACACCUUUUCAUGGUACAUUAAUGCAAGAUUAGGAAAUCUCAACUCCGGAAGCUUCAGGACAAUAAUAAGACUGCCUGAAAGUUUAGGCUGGUUAAACAAUUUAACUGAUGCAUAA